This is a messenger RNA of Ostrea edulis (European flat oyster), 2227 nucleotides long. RefSeq names its product complement C1q tumor necrosis factor-related protein 3-like. The coding region runs from base 60 to 581 and encodes 173 amino acids. The transcript is spliced from 3 exons. NCBI's taxonomy places the organism in Eukaryota, Metazoa, Mollusca, Bivalvia, Ostreida, Ostreidae. The record is from RefSeq and is a predicted model, not a curated record. Gene Ontology annotation, molecular function: protein binding.
GAAGUCUUAACCAUUUCUAUCUCUGACUAUUUGUUGAGAUCAUUUCAGUACGAUCUAAUAUGUACAGGUUUUUUUUGUUAUCCCUGUUUCUCACAGUGCAGUUCACUGCUACACUAUCUGACACACCACAUCAGAUCGUGACCAAAUACAAAAACUAUCACACAAUAUGCACUGGCCUGGGAUACAGAGACAAACCUUGUGCAAACAGGGGUGUUGUCGCAUUCCAAGCCUUGCUUCAGAAACACAUAUCUAAUCUUGGAAAAUCCCAGCCGGUUAUAUUUGACACAUUGAAGCUAAAUGAAGGAUCAGGAUAUGACGUAAAAACAGGAAAAUUUACUGCUCCGGAGGAUGGGGUGUACUCCUUUAGCUGGAAUGUUCUGGUUAACUCGGGAAAAGAGUUUCAUACGGAGAUUGUAAAGAAUGGUGAUGUCGUUGCAAAGAAUUACGCUGAUGGUACAAUAGUGAAGAGUGGCUAUCACCUGACGAGCUCGUCCACGGUCAACAUCAAAAUGAAGAAAAGAGAACAGGUGUGGAUAAGAGCACACCACAAUCACAGACGAUACAUGCACGGCGAGUUUUAGUCAUAUUUUUCUGGCUUUAAACUGUAGUCAUUAAGUUUAAUUCGACAAUAAAGGUAUGCGAAUCACUUGGAAAUAAAUUGCCUUUUUUCUUUUGAUCACUGUGUUGCAGCUAAAAUGGCAUGCUUUACAUUAAAACGUUUUGGAGGUUAAAGCUGACAUAAACUAAUAUAUAUAGUAGAAUUCUAUGUGUCCGCCAUAUUUCACUGCUUAUCCACCAUAUUAGUUGGACGUUCUAUUGCUAUAUGUUUCAGGGUUCGCAGGGUAUAUAAGGGCACGAGUUUUGCUACGCUUCACUUCACGUCAGUGUCUUCGAUUUACCUGUGCGGGUAGCUUCGACAGGUAACACGUACAUCUCCGAUACGUAAUUGUUAUCUUUUAGCAUCCGAGUGAUAUUCACAUUAUCACAUUAUCAUAUUAUUAAAUAGAUGGGCGAACCUUCUGUCACGAGUGCGCAUGAAAACAUACAUACAUGUUGUAAGUAAAUACCUGCAGUGUAUCAAUGUGUUUUAUGAGAUGAUGUGGAAAAUAUAACACCAUAUGUAUGCAAACAUUGAUAUAUAUACACAUAAUAUACAUUUUUAAUUUUUGAAAAUAACUGACUGUCUACGCAUUAAUGAAGAAUACAAAUACUUUGCAACCUGGAGAGGAUAAUUUGAAAUUAGCAUGUAUAAUACAUCCAUAUCUAACCUUAACGGGACUGAUUCACGAUUUCCCCCCAAAUUUUGUUUUUCACUUUUAAUGAUAAAAAUCUAAUGUGUAAUGUGUUUAAAAGAUUUCACAUAAAAAUUAAGGUGAUACAUCAUCACAGGAGCUGAUUUUAGAAAGUAUAUUAUUUGUUAUGUAAACAAAGGUUAUGGUAUGUUAUUGUUUACGAAAUUUUCAAAAGGAAUGGAUAUCGAUCCAAGUUUAUUAUAUCUUUCACAUUUCAAGCAUUUGUGGGGUACAUGUAAAAGUUAAAAUUUGUGACUAUGCAAAAUGAAGAUGCUUUAUAUUACAAAUUCAAUAUUUCACUUGUUUGUUUGUAUACAUAAAAAGACUCGAGUCUUUGUUUACAUAACACAGAUUUAAGGCUAAAUAUUGCUUUUAUUCUUGCAUUCAGAAGGUCAAAAUUUUGGCUGUAAACAUUAAAUGAGUUAUGUUUUUAAUGUUUACGAUCAAAAAUGAAAAACAUUUUUAUGAAAAAUCGUGAACCAAUCCCUUUAAGGUAAUUCCCCAUACCAUGUCAAAUAACGUUAUUCACGAGUCACAAACGCCAUCACACAUUCGACGAACCCGAUGACAUUUUGGUGAAUUUUGUAGACCGUAUUAGGACUGAUUCUCUUCUAUACAUUAUGAGGACGUCCUCACUAAACAGUUUGCAUCGUCCAGAGAGAGAGAGAGAGAGAGAGAGAGAGAGAGAGAGAGAGAGAGAGAUGUGUCUGACAAUAUAGAUAAUUCAUGUUGCUUUUGUUGUAGGGUCAUUCUGCUGAUCUUCUUGUUGUUAGGUCUUGUACAGCGCAGAUUUGUUUGUGACAUCAGAUUAUAUUAUAUUACGUCUGAUAGCCGCCGUUUGGACACUCGUGAAAACCUCGAGAAACAUCCAACUUUCCUCUUUAUUUUUCAAUAUUUUUUGUGUAACAGGUUAGGAAAAAAUGCAACGGACCAAA